Messenger RNA from Anguilla anguilla (European eel), 2433 nucleotides. RefSeq names its product ALK and LTK ligand 2-like. Gene Ontology annotation, biological process: positive regulation of ERK5 cascade; positive regulation of ERK1 and ERK2 cascade. The record is from RefSeq and is a predicted model, not a curated record. Gene Ontology annotation, molecular function: receptor signaling protein tyrosine kinase activator activity; receptor tyrosine kinase binding. The transcript has 7 exons. Bases 1759 to 2217 code for a protein of 152 amino acids. Lineage: Eukaryota; Metazoa; Chordata; Actinopteri; Anguilliformes; Anguillidae.
AACGGCACACCUGUUAGUACUUGUUCUCUUGUAUGUAUGUAUGUUUAUAGUAGGUUCUGUCGCAUCUUGUUCAGACAGACAACUUAUCAAAUGAUUACAUUUCUGUGUCAGCAUGGUGUGGAUGUGUUUCAUUCCAAACGCUAUUAGCAUGCAUUUACCUCCAAAUCUCCCACACCUGGGAAUAUUGGUGAAAUAAUACGGGUGGUUGGAGCUUAAGGUCUAAAAAUUACACACUUACUAUAAACUGUGUGAACAGCGGGAUGAGGGAGAGAUGUAAGCAACACGGAAGGUGUGUUGCGGUGGAUAAAAUAUUGUGGCUCGUGUAUGAACAGCAAAAAAUAUCAACUAAACUAUAAGAAAAUGUUAUUUUCAAAGCCCAAACAAUAAAAAGUCCAAACAUCAAAGUGUCACAUCUGUGCAAAAAUGACAGCUUUGUUACCGUGUAGGUUCAGGUGCGCGCGGUGCGCUAUCCUUUCAGCACUCCGUCCCAAUCCGCCAAUCCGGUGUCUAACGCGUCUUCACGGUAAUGACAAUGAUGUUCAGUUAAUGCUAUUCAAGUUAUAAAUAAAGACGCAAAUCAUUUGAGAUUGUAUUGCCUUCAUCAUUUUUGUAAACUAACUAUGUUGUUAUAGUGGUUUUCUUUAAAUUCACCAAGUGGUGGCACUGUGCACGGAUAUCCGUGGAGAUAGUUAUUCGUUUGAUCCCGAGUAAUACGCUGCUACUUCUUUGCGUGUAAUAAUAUCUGACAAGCUAUAUAAUCCAGAUUAUUAUUAAUUGAAGACAUGGUUGAAUGCAGCACUCUAAGUUGUGUUAUAUUAUCUGCAAAUAAAAGAUGAAGGAGGAGGGGAGAGGAGUCAAUUGCACCAUUUUUCUUUUGCUUACUUACAGGGAGUGGUAGCCAAUAAAAUUAAAGUAAACGAAACCAAUAUUGGCAGAAGACGGCUGCACGUUCCACUCAGUCCGGUUUGUAGAGUGCAAUCUUGGCUUCCGCGGCGAAUGUUCCUGCUUCCAUCGCUACUGCUGCCUUUUACAGGAGACUCGUGUUGUCUCUUACGAUAAUUGCUCAAAAUUAUGUUUUCUCUGCGGAUUUCGAAACAAGGUUCUGAAACGUAAGUGAAACACGAAUCCUCUACGAAAAAAUAAACGACCAUUUAACCCGCGUGUUGUCGUAAUGUUCGGGUCAGACACCGGAGAUUCCAGUUUAAGAAAGGGAAACGUUUCCUGUUAAAUACGCAUCUUUUUAAUCUCAGCGGAUUUAGGACAUAUUGGAGAUAGGACAAACAACUUGAUUCUACUCGGCGAGGAGACGUCCGAUGGCCAGGAAAAUAAAAUGAAUUUUGCAGUGAGCGUUCUUAACGCAUUUCUAAUUAAAGACAUGCCGGGGUAAUCCACAAGGGACUGCGCUUUAGUUCUGCAACUGAGAAUAUAAAGUGACCGACCGUGCGCCAGACUUGGGACAAACUUUAUCGAGCCACGCGCCAAAAAGUUUCCUCUAGGACCUCUGUGAUUUUUUUCCACCCACUACAGGUCGACACCACGAGCUAAGAACAGAAGCAUCCCAUCAAUACACAAGAACCAGCGUAUGGGUCUCCAGUGGUGUUGUACCCAAUCUUUGAAAUACCUGGAGUGAGACGGCGAGAUUGAUUCUGUUCCGUUCAAGUCACACUAACAUCUGCAAACGUCAAAUAAGACUGCAGGUCCGCUGCCUCACAGACCGACACACACCUGAAGCGGGACGGGAGAUAGAUUUCAGUAGCGAUGAGCGCACAGCGCACACCUGUCUACAUGGGACUCAUACUGUUGAUCUCCACCGCCGGAUACAGCAAGCAGAGCGCGGCUCCCACGGACUCUAGGGCCGGUAGGAGCCUGUUCCAGCUGAUCAUGGAUAAAGUACGGCAGACGAAGGAACAACAGGCUGACGACAGUGACAACCCACCAUAUAACUCCAACAAACACUAUUCAGUCGAAACAAAGGAAAUGCAUGACUAUAAGUCUUAUCCUGAUCAUCACGUUCUUGAGAUUUUUCCAAGAGAUCUCAGGCAGAAAGAAAUUUUUUUAAAGCACUUGACAGGUCCCCUUUACUUCAGUCCAAAAUGCACCAAACAUUUCAACAGGCUGUAUCACGGCACAAGGGACUGCACUGUGCCAGCCUAUUACAAACGAUGUGCCAGACUUCUAAAGAGGUUAGCAGGGAGUCCACGAUGCAUGGAAGGUUAAAUAUAUCAAUCAUGUAUAAAGCAGACCAGACAUGCCUUCUUGCUGACCAAACACAUGAGUCAAAUGAGAAGAAAAGACUGACACCAAGAAAAGAGUGCCUUGGAGUAACAGGGAACAAAUGUAACUGCAAAAUUGCAGUCUGCCUGUCUGUCUGUCUGUCUAUCAGCCUGCCUGCCUGCCUAUCUGUUUGUCUGUCUGGCCGUGUGCCUGUGUCUG